Molecule: messenger RNA, 1077 nt
Organism: Etheostoma cragini (Arkansas darter)
Lineage: Eukaryota; Metazoa; Chordata; Actinopteri; Perciformes; Percidae
Gene: snrnp25
Product: small nuclear ribonucleoprotein 25
Exons: 5
Coding region: 213-752 (179 amino acids)
Biological process (GO): mRNA splicing, via spliceosome
Cellular component (GO): U12-type spliceosomal complex
Molecular function (GO): protein binding
Source: RefSeq, a predicted model, not a curated record
ACAGUUGCUUUCCGGUUUGGUAUAUUAACUGUACACAUUUUAUGUUUACUUCAUGGCUUUUUGCAGUGAACAUUUUUCCAGUUAAAUAUUUUGUCAGCUGUAUUUGUUAAAUCCGGGUUUCAAAGUAAAUGUCAAGUCUUUUUAUUUAGUUUAGUUGAGUAGUUUUAACAUUACCCACCUGGCAAACCGGAUUGCUGUGUGUUGAAUGUCCGAUGAUGGAGGAGCUGAGUCAGGACGCAGAUGGAGGAGGACUGUCUGUGAAGGUUGAAGAGGUGGAAAACGAGAACCUGGCAGAGAUGGCAGCUUUAGACGCAGAUGAGGAAGACGAGGAGGCUCUUCCUCACUCAGAGAUCUUGGAUAUCUUCGAGGAGGGACUUGCUCAACUUGUGCAGGACCCUUUACUUUGUGAUCUGCCAAUUCAGGUGACUCUGGAGGAAGUAAAUUCUCAGAUUGCUUUGGAGUACGGCCAGGCGAUGACUGUGAGGGUUUUAAAGGCAGAUGGCGAGAUUAUGCCCAUAGUGGUGGUCCAAAAUGCCACUGUCCUUGACCUGAAGAAGGCCAUUCGCAGAUUCUUGGAGCUGAAACAGCAACGUGAAGGCGGAGUGAAACAUGUCAGCUGGAGAUAUGUUUGGAGAACUUAUCAUUUAGUAUUUCAAGGGGAAAAGCUUGAAGAUGACAAGAUGAGGCUCAAAGACUACGGGAUCAGGAACAGAGAUGAAGUGACGUUCAUGAAGAGACUCAGGAAAAAGUGAAAUGUCAUAGGAAAAACCACUAGUUCCUGGAGUGUGUACUGGUGCUACCGGCCUCGAAAAAAUACAAAAAAAAAUUAGGUACUGAAAAAAUGUAUCAAAAAAAUUAUUUUUACAAAAUAUUCACGACUGUAUGACUUGUACUUUAAGUGUUUUGGGGAAGUUUUGAUAUAAUUUUUUUUUUACACAUUACAAACUCAGCUUGCUUCUCAAAGAGGCUAGAUGUAAAUAAGAUAUCUGGAGUACGAGAUGUUUAGUCCCCCUUUUACUGUCAAUUUGCAGUGAUCUUCUAUAGUUGUUUGCAAACAUUAAAAUAUAUAUAUUCAGU